This is a messenger RNA of Perkinsus marinus ATCC 50983, 366 nucleotides long. Its product is annotated as chaperonin, 10 kDa, putative. Lineage: Eukaryota; Perkinsozoa; Perkinsida; Perkinsidae. Gene Ontology annotation, molecular function: protein folding chaperone; ATP binding; metal ion binding. Bases 1 to 366 code for a protein of 121 amino acids. The record is from RefSeq and is a predicted model, not a curated record. The transcript has 3 exons. Gene Ontology annotation, cellular component: mitochondrial matrix.
AUGUCUGUCGUCCAAGCCACUACUGCCGCCUCAAAGGUCGCUAGUCGCUUCAUCCCUCUCCUUGAUAGAGUCCUUGUGCAGAAACUUCGUGUCGAGUCGAAGACGGCGACUGGAGUGUUCUUGCCUGAAGCUGCUAAGCCCACGAUCAACCAGGCUGUUGUGAUGGCUGUGGGAAGCGGUAGAGUACUCAAUGAUGGCACCAAGAUUCCAAUCUCGGUCCAGCCUGGCGAUAAGGUUAUCAUUCCCGAGUUCGGCGGUAUGAAUUUGAAAUUGGACGGUGAAGACUUCCAGGUUUUCCGCGAUGACGAUAUUGUGGGUAAAAUCGUCUCCCCAACAGUAGCUGCCGACACCGAAGGGAGCUCGUGA